Misgurnus anguillicaudatus (oriental weatherfish) is the source of this 2457-nucleotide messenger RNA. Its product is annotated as adenosine receptor A1. NCBI's taxonomy places the organism in Eukaryota, Metazoa, Chordata, Actinopteri, Cypriniformes, Cobitidae. Gene Ontology annotation, molecular function: G protein-coupled adenosine receptor activity. Gene Ontology annotation, cellular component: plasma membrane; dendrite; synapse. Gene Ontology annotation, biological process: G protein-coupled adenosine receptor signaling pathway. The record is from RefSeq and is a predicted model, not a curated record.
AGAUGUUACGAAUAAAAUCAUCCCACUACCAGUCUGCACAGAUUUUUCUGUUCUGUAUGUUCAAAACAGCAUUUUCACUUCAUAAUUCUUGUAUUUCCAUUUGUGUUCUUUGACUUUACCAUUACCAUUAUUCUAAGUUAAAGCUCUACCAUAAAGGUAAAUAUAUAGAUUUUUUUUAUUUUAUGUAUAAAAUGUUUAUAGACAAAAGUAAUUAAGUCUAAGUGUGUCUUGAAAUGACAUCAAUGGCAAAUGCCUUCCACAUUACCACAUCUAAUCCAUUAGUGCACAAUAAUGAGCGCUUCUUACAAAAGAUUUGAUUUUGAUGACGUCUAAUUUCCUGUGUGGUCAAAUUACAAUCAAAUUAAUCUGUCUUCUACGUCAAGAUAGAAACAUGCAUGUAUUCUGAAAAGUAGAGAAAACAAAUACGAGAGAGAUAGAGAGAGAGAGGGAGAGAGAGAGAGAAAUACUACUGCAGUGACUGGACCACUCCUCCCUUUCAAGCCAGCCGUGUCUCCACACCCGGAGAAGAACAAGCAAGUUUAUAAAGAUGCUGGGACACAGAAGACAAAAUACAGCGACGUCUCUGAUCGCAUCAUUCGACAGGUCAAGCACUUCAGACACUGCCAGUGAGGUUAAUUUACAAGACCAAAGCCACAGAGUCUAAAAAGUACUGAAAACUAAAGACAUCAUGAACAAGCCGAAACAAGAAUCUUGAAGACCGAAUGCCAUAAUGGAGAAACAACUAUUGGUAAAUAUGGAGAACAUCUCAACCCAAGUGGUAAAUGGGAACUGGGAAAAAAUGGAUAUGAUGUACAUUUCCAUCGAGAGCACCAUCGCGUUGGCUUCAGUGCUUGGUAACGUCUUGGUGGUCCUUGUGGUGUCCAUGAACCACGCUAUGAGAGACCCCACCUUCUGCUUUAUUGUGUCUCUAGCGCUGGCUGACAUUUCUGUUGGCGUUCUCGUUAUUCCUCUGGCCGUGGUCAUCAGUCUGGGUCUCAUGACACCGUUUUACACCUGCCUCUUCAUUUCUUGUGUGCUAGUUAUGAUCACCCAGAGCUCCAUACUGUCACUGCUGGCCAUCGCCAUUGACAGAUUCCUACGCGUCAAAAUCCCAACCAGAUACAGCACUGUCGUCACACAGAGGCGUGCAUGGGUAGCUGUAGGCCUGUGUUGGACCCUGUCCUUUCUGGCCGGGUUGGUGCCAAUGACCGGUUGGCACCGCACCCCACCUGGAAACAUCAGUGUGGACCUCAUGGAAUGCCAGUUCACCAACGUCAUGUGCCUGAAUUAUAUGGUCUACUUUAAUUUCUUUGGCUGGGUGGUGGCACCCUUGACUAUAAUGAUCAGCCUGUAUGCCGAGAUCUUUCGCAUAAUUUGCCGGCAACUCAAUCGGCGAGCCGAAGCCACUUCCGAUUCCAGCAGGUACUAUCGCAAAGAGCUGAAAUUAGCGAAAUCGCUGGCGCUAGUUCUCUUUCUGUUCGCUUUCUGCUGGCUACCACUGCAUAUUAUGAACUGCAUAGUGUUCUUUUGCCCUACAUGCACCGUGCCCAGGACCGCUUUUUACGUAGGCAUCUUUAUGUCGCACGGCAACUCCGCCCUGAACCCGCUGGUGUACGCGUUUCGCAUCCAGCGCUUUCGUGAAACGCUGAUCCAGAUCAUUCACCGAUUCAUACUAUGUAAGAUCUCAUCAACCAGUCCGACCCAGCACGGUCCGGAACCGAUCAAUGAGAAAACACAAGCUCAGAUGUAGCAGCCUGGACUGAGAUUUGAGCCUGUAGACCAUAAUCUAGUCCAGGAGUGGCCAUUCCUGGUCCUGGAGGGCCACUGCCAUGCAAAGUUUAGCUCCAACCCAUCAUUAUGAUCUUGGCUUCGUCCAUUUUUGCUUUUAAGUAGAGAGAAUCCGGCUUUGUACUUGUCACAAUGCGCAACGUGAUACGCAAAAUAUCGGUGCACUAGCUUCAAGCUUGCAUUUCCGGUCUGAUGCAUUCCGCGUAUGAAUGGAAGUCAAUGGGAUGAAAAAUAUUGUGUGACUGGCCCUUUACUUGGAAAUGACAUUCAGGUGUGUUUGAUUGGGUUGGAGCUAAAAUUUGCAGGACAGCGGCACUCCAGGAGCAGGAAUGUCCACCCCUGAUCUAGUCAAUGGAUAACACUGUGAAGCUUAAAAUAUUUCUUCCUUUUGAAUGUAAUAAAAAAAUAUUUUGUGGCCAUAAUGUGGCUAGGUAUGAGAACUGGGUUAUGAAUUGUUUGUUUAGAUGCACGCCAACUAGAUUAACUAGAACAAACUAGAUCGGUGGUUCUCAACUGAUAGGUUGUGACCUAAAAAUAAAAAUUGUUCAUCACGCAACAAAGGUAAACAAGAGUUGAAGGCAUGAAACUAGUUCAUUAAAAUAAAAUGGCUUUUACUAUUUAAAAGGAGUGAAAAACAUUAAAAGCCCAAAUGUGUAUUUUGGCACAAAU